Molecule: messenger RNA, 500 nt
Organism: Moneuplotes crassus
Lineage: Eukaryota; Ciliophora; Spirotrichea; Euplotida; Euplotidae
Source: the annotation of a GenBank genome assembly
AUGAGCUCAAAGGAUUCUGGGAAAUAUUUUGGGGUUAACUGAAUUGAGAGUGAUCCAAAAGAACUUAUGGAGAAGAAGAGGUUCUUAAAUCUUCUCAAUGAGGUCAAAUUUAAAGAUAUAAUAGAUCUGGCUCCAUUGCUUAACUUUAUGGAAGACCUUUGAGUCAACUGGAAGACAGGCUUUAAGGAUGAUAAAGAGAUUAUAGAAAAGUUUACAGAAGAAUGUCAGCAAGAGAAAACCCAAAUAAUGGAAUACAAGAAAUCUAAUGCAAACUUGAAGAAACAGAUUAGUAAAUAUAAGAGACAAAAAGCUAGAGUUGAGGAUAAGGCUGCUAAACUCGAAAUCAAGUGUAAAUUUGCAGAGUACCAAAGACUGCAAAAGAUCAUAGCUCCGCAUAAGCUAUCAUUGCACAAAAAAUACUUGAAAGAGAUGAAUCAAAUAUACAGAAGAUGAGUGACUAAAUCUGGUAACAAAGACUUUUACACAUCUGAGGAUUAAUU